This is a messenger RNA of Hippopotamus amphibius kiboko, 1528 nucleotides long. RefSeq names its product Bet1 golgi vesicular membrane trafficking protein (gene BET1). The record is from RefSeq and is a predicted model, not a curated record. NCBI's taxonomy places the organism in Eukaryota, Metazoa, Chordata, Mammalia, Artiodactyla, Hippopotamidae. Gene Ontology annotation, cellular component: Golgi trans cisterna; SNARE complex. Gene Ontology annotation, molecular function: SNAP receptor activity. Gene Ontology annotation, biological process: endoplasmic reticulum to Golgi vesicle-mediated transport; vesicle fusion with Golgi apparatus. The transcript is spliced from 4 exons. The coding region runs from base 139 to 495 and encodes 118 amino acids.
GCUCCCCUGCUGUCGUGGCGCCUUGCGGGAAGAAGUUGGUGUUUCUCCGGGCCCUGGUGCUGAGGACGCGGUCCGGGUGGCCCCUGGCCUCUUCAUACCCACCCCUCAGCCCGCCUUUUCCCCCGCUCAUCUGGCAGGAUGAGGCGUGCAGGCCUGGGUGAAGGAGUACCUCCUGGCAACUAUGGCAACUAUGGCUAUCCUAAUAGUGGAUAUAGUGCCUGUGAAGAAGAAAACGAGAGACUCACGGAAAGUCUAAGAAACAAAGUAACUGCUAUAAAAUCUCUUUCCAUUGAAAUAGGCCACGAAGUUAAACAUCAAAAUAAAUUAUUAGCUGAAAUGGAUUCACAGUUUGAUUCUACAACUGGAUUUCUAGGUAAAACUAUGGGAAAACUGAAGAUUUUAUCCAGAGGGAGCCAAACAAAGCUGCUGUGCUAUAUGAUGCUGUUUUCGUUGUUUGUCUUUUUUGUCAUUUAUUGGAUUAUUAAACUGAGGUGAUGCAAGUUAGUGUGAGUUUGGAAUUUGUUCCAACUUAACGGCUUGGAGUGCCACUUCAGUAAAAAAUCAGCAUCAGAACAUUCUUAAAUUUCAAAUAAUACUAUGGCUUUUUCCAUCAAAGAUUACUGAGUUUUACUUGUUUUAUAAAUCACAUUUGCUAAUACAGUGCUCUUUGAAUACUGUUUCUUAGUGAUUCAUUUUUUGCCCCUAUUUUCAGGGGUACUGAGGUGGUCCAAGGUCAGUCUGGCCCUAACAAUUUUUUUUUCCUGUUUUUGCUGUCGGAUUAAAUAGCAGUAUAAUAUUCUGUUGCUACCAUAAAUGUAGGUUUAUGUUCCACAUAAAGAAACUUAGUGGGAGAAUACAAUGCCUGGAGAGCCUGGUGCUGAGCUCUGGAGGUGGUGAGCAAGUUUGUGAUGGAUGGUAAAUGUCGUUUCCUGAACUGUCAUUGUCCCUGGUGAUGUACUCUCCUUUCCUCCUUUAUUUGGUUAACGUUGUAGGCUGAUUUCUUUUUACCUACAGUUUUCCUAAUAACGUUUGAUGAUAUGACCCUUCUGCCUAUGCCCAAGGACCUCAUUCUUUAAUAAAACUUGUUAUUUUGGCACAUUUCUAGUAGGGUCCAAAACAAAUGUGUACCAGUAUAGUUGUCAUUUUAUAUUAACUUUGUAUAUCUACCAUUGACUUGGCUUAUAAUAGUUUUAUGAUUUUAGCUACUUAGGCCAUUUGGUUAUCAUUUAUGAUAGGAUAAUGUGAAGCUGAAGUGAUUGCUAAGCUCUGAAUGGAAAUAAAAUGUUCAAGAAAAGUAAUUGCCUCUGCUCUAUUAUGUGCUCAAAAUAAAUAUUGGAAAUACUCAGGCAUUGAACUUGGGGUUAAGAGCACUGUUGCUUUCAUCCAGUGUAUUUGUUUAUAGAAAACAAAAUGCAAAAGUGGACUGCUGAAUAGAAAGAGAUAUUAAAAUGUGAAAUACUCUGUAUUGCUACUAUUUUGGAAUUUGUCCAUUUAUGGGCUCCAAAAAUAAAAUUUUUAAUGAAAUAUA